Molecule: messenger RNA, 504 nt
Organism: Rhagoletis pomonella (apple maggot)
Lineage: Eukaryota; Metazoa; Arthropoda; Insecta; Diptera; Tephritidae
Product: lambda-crystallin-like
Biological process (GO): fatty acid metabolic process
Molecular function (GO): NAD+ binding; oxidoreductase activity, acting on the CH-OH group of donors, NAD or NADP as acceptor
Source: RefSeq, a predicted model, not a curated record
GAAGGUUUCGCCACCAAUCGCAUACAAUACGCCAUACUGAAUGAAGUUUGGCGCUUGGUUGCCGAUGGUGUGGUGAGUGUGGCCGAUGUGGAUCGCGUCAUGACCGAAGGUUUGGGUAUACGCUAUGCGCUAUUGGGACCGCUCGAGACCGCACAUUUGAAUGCUGAUGGCGUAGCCGAUUACUUUGGGCGCUUCGGUGAUGAAGUCUAUGCAGUAAGUCAAACUUAUGGACCGACACCGCAAAUGGAAGCAGGUGAGACCUUGUCGAAGAUAGCCGCUGAAUGUGAGGAAAUGGUGCCCAGGAAGCAAUUGAAGGUACGUCGCGAGCAGCGUGAUAAAUUUUUACGUGAGCUGUGCGCACUCAAGAAGCAAUUGGAGUGAGUCAGGAAUGUGGAGCGAAGAGAGAAGUGGAUAAAAAAUAAAUAUAAAUAAAAUUAGUAUGUACUAUUUAUGCAUAAUACCUAAUAAUAAAGAGUAUGCACUUUCCAAGCUUCUUAUAUCUCA